GUUAUUAGAACUGUGAAAUGUGAACUGUGAAAUGUUGAAAAGUGUAAACCUCCGUCAAACUGGGGCUAAACUACGACCGCCGGUUAGACCAAAACCGAAACGGAUUAUCGAAACGGGAGUUAACCAAAGAUCAACAGAAAUCAACCAGAAUCAAUCAGGAGCAAUCAACCAGAGUCAACUGAGGGAUCAAUCAGAAUUCAAUCGUAAACAGCUGAGAAAUCAAUCAGAGUUCAAACGAAAUCAAUCAGCAGCAUUCAACAGAAAUCAAUCUCGAGAUUUCAACAGAAACUCUCGAGAGGACCAACAUAACCUGAGUAGCUGUGUCUAUGAGGAAGUGUACAAUGAGCAGCCAGAGAGAGACAGUCUGAACGGACCUAUGUCGGUGACUGAGAGAGACAGAGAGAGAGACCGAGAUGCCAUACCCGACCUGGGAGCUAGCAAACCAAAUCGCCACAAGUUGAGGCCUAGUAAAACAUUCAUGGGAUUCCUGUCUUCGGGAAGGUCCGAUAUGCUGGAACAUACUGAGCCUUUCUGUUACCUGUGGGUGCUACUCAGUUCAUUGUAUGGCAAAUUAUUGAUAAUAUUGAUGAUAGCCUUCACGUUGAUUGAAUCUAUGGACAACUCAGUCAAAUUACUAUCAUUACAGGGUUUGUAUCUGAUGUACCUGUACGUCGGGAGCAUAGCGGUUAUAAUCUGCAUCUACAUCUGGGUGCUAGUGGACAGCUGUGCGUCGUUCAGUGGAGACGCCGACGUCGGAAUCACCACGUCCGUCAUCACUGACGCCGAGCUCGGAUCACUGUCACUGACGCGAUUCGGGUCGCUCAAGCGAGCGCACAUAUCGCGCGAUAAAACGUCCGCGACGAGCUUCUAUCUCAGGGUUGGAGCUUUAGCAUUUGGCUUGGGCACCCUUGUUUUUAACGGGCUUGAGAUGGCGAUGCACUCUAUGAUGGAGGGAGCCUGUCUCAACGAUGUCGUUUUUGUCCAUCCCGUUCUCCAUGGACUUUUCACAUUUCUGCAAAUGCAUUUUCUCUUCGUCAAUUCCCAGGUUCUAGUGGAGAAAUUCGGCCUGGUGGCGAGAUUCGGCUUCAUGCACCUGGCAGCGACCAACCUGGCGUUGUGGGCGCGCCUUGUCAUCUGGGAGAGCGGCAUGGAGUGGACCUACUUCGUGCACUUGGCUCAGACGGUCAACUCGGUGACGGGGCAGCACGGAGUCACCUCACGGUCGUCGUCACCCUUUGACGCGGGCAUUCCUACGCCCCUGCAACUGAAGGGGUUCCCCCGGUCGGUCACUAUGAACAGGGUGCGCAGGGAGGCUGUGGGUAGGGGUUUCAAUGCAAGCUGGGCGAUUGCUAGCGAUCUGUACAGACCGAUCUCGGAGAGUCACAUCUCGCAGGUAGUGGAGCUGCAUCAAUGCUUGAACACCAAUUCACUCGGCCAGCUGUGGACUUCGUCUAUGCCGUUCCUCUAUCCCUUCAUUGUACAGUUCAGCCUGAUAGCAGCAGGCGUCACAUACGUGAUGGGCAAAAACGUCGGACGCGACCGCAUACGCAAACUGAAGCCGGCGCACACGAAACGCGGCGUAUGCAUGCCACACACGCACGCGCACACGCACACACACCACCACCAUCACAACAACAAUAACAACAACAACAAGUGUUCAUCUAGUUGUUUGCUGGAGCCUCGCUACAACAGUGGAUCUCAAAUCGACUGCGCAGGAUCCAGCAAAGGAUUGUUCAUGGGACUGCUAUGUCUAGUUGCGGGGAUCGUUGUGAUUAUUAUAUUCUUGGUGGUGAAGGAAGAUGAAGGAUUUCCGACUGAAACUUUGUUCUGGAUGACUUCUGGGACCCUGGGAGCCAUACUUGCUAUCAGUCUUGUGAUGACUAUCAUAGGACUGGCACAAGUAAGGAAGCUGUCACACUCGGGUCGAUCACCGACACUUCUGGACAGUAUUUUGUCGAGUGUGACCUUAGCCGGGGUGCAGUUGUACAGUGUGUUCGGACUGCUAGUGGGUGCGAGCACACUGGUGACGGCUGAGAUGCACAGUCAGGAGCAACGUCAGCACAUCAUGCUGGUGAUAGUGAGUGGCCUGCAACUGUUGCAGUCAUGUGCGCAGAGCACGCUGAUUGGCGAGGCGCUGCGACGUGUGUCCAUCACUAGACAUCAGUUGCUGACGAAACCUGGGCGGCAGGUGAUAACGUUCCUGCUAUGCUGCAAUGCCACGCUGUGGGCUUUCGACUCGUUCGUCACACAGAGCUGGCUGAGUCAGGAGCUGCAGCUUCGCUUCCUCGGAGUCCUGGCUUGGGGUGUCCUCUCCAGGAUAUCUCUGCCUCUCCUCGUCUUCUACCGCUUCCACUCGGGGGUUCUCCUGCUGGAGGUCUGGCAGAGGGCCUACAGGAAUGGGCGCUUAGAUAGUGGCAAUUGACAAAGGAAGACGCGCCCCAAUAAACGGGCGAAAGGAAGAGCCGCAAAAAAACCGAAAGGUGUGUCAUCUCUGCAGACCAUCGACCGAGGUUACCAUGACCCAAGCUGGACGUAUGUGCCACCCUAUGGCCCAUCCAUGGCCCACGAUGUGCCAGCCUAUGGCCCAUUCAUGACUCAUGACCCCAUUCAUCACCCUCAAGUACACUUUACCCCCACCACGCAGAAAAAAACCCAGUCUGUGUCACAGAUGUCACAAACCGCUGUCAUCCCCUUGUCACCAGGUGUGUCACAUGGUCUAUGAGGGAACGGUCACCCAUCCAGUCAGCACACCGUUCCGCAAGGCGCCCUGGCAUUCUAACCUUCAUAUGCUUAAGUUCUAGGUUGAGCCCUGCUUUACAAUCAAUUUCUGUUCUGCUUGCUAGAGAAAGAAUAACAUUGGUUGUUAUGAGAGAAUUCACACAUCGUCAUGGAAAGAAU
Nilaparvata lugens (brown planthopper) is the source of this 2898-nucleotide messenger RNA. Its product is annotated as proton channel OtopLc-like. The record is from RefSeq and is a predicted model, not a curated record. Bases 32 to 2422 code for a protein of 796 amino acids. Gene Ontology annotation, molecular function: proton channel activity. Gene Ontology annotation, biological process: proton transmembrane transport. Lineage: Eukaryota; Metazoa; Arthropoda; Insecta; Hemiptera; Delphacidae. The transcript has 11 exons. Gene Ontology annotation, cellular component: membrane.